Gilbertella persicaria is the source of this 303-nucleotide messenger RNA. RefSeq lists its product as uncharacterized. NCBI's taxonomy places the organism in Eukaryota, Fungi, Mucoromycota, Mucoromycetes, Mucorales, Choanephoraceae. The transcript has a single exon. The coding region runs from base 1 to 303 and encodes 100 amino acids. The record is from RefSeq and is a predicted model, not a curated record.
AUGCCUAUUGCAUUUAAAAAAUUCAUCUAUCACUUGAAACUAUACAGCCGUUUUGCUGCAUUAAAUAAAAAAGAGCUCAAGCAAGAAGAGCCUGAAUUUCAAGCACUACCUGAAGUAAAGACAAUCUCUGCUGAUUUUGAAAGCAAAAGUUGUAGAUACAAGCUUAUUACUUUUGUAAAUAAUGCGCUAGUAGUUGAAGCAGAAAGAAGGCUGUCGAACCAAACCUUUAUCAAUACAAAAAAUAAGGAUGAGACUUUGGGAAGCAUAUCGGUUUCUAUAAGUAAGCAAAAAUGUGGUGAAUGA